UGUAUGUAUAGACUCUGUGUGUGUGUGUGUAGACAGUGCAUGUGUGUGUGGCGUCACAACAGCCACCUGGCACCAUCCCCUCAGCCAGCAGCAUAAAGAGCUGGCGUGUGCCUGAGGGGCACGGGCCCACGUGACUCCCUCUCUCCGCCGACGGUCCCGGGGGGACAGACACUUUGUUCAGGAUGCUGCUGUUGUUCCCAUUGUGAAGUGAAAGCCAAACCCAGCAGUUUCUUUAGUCACCAGCUGGAGCUGAGAGGCUGUGAGCGGCUUGUGGGGCUCCCUCCGCACGGCCUCCAUGCCGUGGGUCUGGCAGCGAGACAGGGAGCCCCGGGAGGCUCUUUUGGGGGGAACCAACGAUGAAUGUCUGUCUCCGGUCGGCAUGAGGAUGCGGCAGUGACUGGGGCAUCGCACGCCCACAGACCCUCUGACGAUGAAUGGGAUGGCCAAUGUGAACGUGACCGGCCGGAGCCAUUAUGCGUCUGCUAUCCCAGUGCCACGUGCUGUGUCCCAGAGCAAGCUGCCCCCGAGGCAGAGCAGCCUGGGGGCCCCCCCUUCCCAGCGGGCAGCGUCACCACGACUGGGAAAAGCGCCAGGCUGCAUUAGUGGCCCAGCAGCCAAAGGCUCCAAGCUGAAGAGCCUUUCCAGAGCCCCCGUGGAGGCCGGGCCUGGGCCAGAGACAGCAGAGCCAUUGGAGUGCAAAAGGGCCGAUGGGGUGGAGUCUGGCCUCAGCCAGAGCACUAGGACUCCAGGCAGCAGCCCCCGGGGGGGCCCGAAGGCGAUGCCUCGAGCGACGGGGGCUCCUAAGAAGGCUCUGGUUCAAGGGACAGAGAGAGAAAAGGAGAGUCUGAAGCCCGGAGAGGCCUAUAGCAGCCACGGCGCCAAGAAGGGAUUGGGGAAGCCGAGUGGCACUGCUGAGCUGGCCAAGACCCCUCAGCUGCAGGGGAAGAGCCCAUCCCGCUUCAGCCUGUGCAGUGAGUCUGGGCUGCCCAGCACCCCUGAAGGAUCCAGUGCCAAGAGACCCCAGAGCUGCCCAGUGAAAGGCCAGUGGGUAUCGGAAGCCCUCUGCAAAGGCAGUGGGGUGCCCAAGGCAGCCAAGGGCGAGGACAAGUCCCCAGGGAUCUCACUGGGCACCAGCAGCCCCAUGCAGAAUAAGGAGCCGGCCAUCAGCUUCUCCUCAGUCCCACAGCAAAGUCACCCGGUCACUGCCACCGUGGCACCCUUUCACUACCGGCUGCAGGGAGACACGGAGAAAAGUGAAUUCUCCCAGGAGGAGCGCACGUGUGAGGAACCGACCAGCCCUGCAGAUGUGCCUGGACUGGGCUUCCCAGGCUUGGCAGCCGGCGUGUUAAAUGGUUUCAGCGCAGGCGGGAUGCUUGGCACCAACCUCAAAAGCCUGGAGCUCAGCGGCGAGGGGCCGGAGGAGCUGAAGGGCUACCGGAAAGGGGCCGAGGGCAAGGGCGGCAGCAUGAUGCCCAAGCGGCCCAAAGCGCCCGAGCUGCGGGUCUUCAAGUCGGGCAGCGUGGAGAGCCGGCUGCCGCCCGGCCCCAGCCUGCGCAAGCAGAAGUCCCUCACCAACCUGGCCUUCCUCACCGACGCCGAGAAGAAGAUGCAGCUCUACGAGCCCCGCUGGAGCGACGACAUGGCCAAGGCGGCCAAGGGCAGCGGGCGCGGGGGGCUGAAAGCCAAGGAAGCCCCGCUCAUGUCCAAGAGCCUCUCCAAGUCGGAGCACUCCCUCUUCCAAGCCAGGCUCGCCCCCGGCCUGGCCAAGCCGCCGCUGGCCCCGCUCCCGUCCAGCCUCGGCAAGCCCAGCCGCAUCCCCCGCGGGCCCUACGCCGAGGUGAAGCCCCUGAGCAAGGCGCCCGAGGCCGACGGGGCGGAGGACAGCAAAUCCGACGACGAGCUCCUCUCCAGCAAAGCCAAGGGCCGGGAGAAGCCGCAGCAGCAGCCGGCGCCGGCGCCCGGCCCGGCGGGGAAGGGGCAGGAGGAGCGAGCCUACCUGAAGGUGGACCCGGAGCUCGUGGUGACGGUGCUGGGGGACCUGGAGCAGCUGCUCUUCAGCCAGAUGCUGGACCCCGAGUCUCAGAGGAAGAGGACAGUGCAGAAUGUGCUGGACCUUCGGCAGAAUCUGGAGGAGACCAUGUCCAGCCUGAGAGGCUCCCAGGUAUCUCACAGCUCUUUGGAGAUGACCUGCUACGACAGCGACGAAGCCAACCCCAGGAGCGUGUCCAGCCUGUCCAACCGCUCCUCCCCCGUGUCCUGGCGCUACGGUCAAUCCAGCCCCCGGCUGCAGGCCGGGGACGCUCCCUCAGUGGGUGGGAGUUGCCGGUCGGAAGGUACCCCCAGCUGGUACAUGCACAGCGAGCGGGCGCACUAUUCCCAUACCAUGCCCAUGCGCAGCCCCAGCAAGCUGAGCCACAUCUCCCGGCUGGAGCUCGUCGAGUCGCUGGACACCGACGACGUGGAUCUGAAGUCCGGGUACAUGAGCGACAGCGACCUGAUGGGGAAGACCCUGACGGAGGACGACGACAUCACCACGGGCUGGGAUGAGAGCAGCUCCAUCAGCAGCGGCCUCAGCGAUGCCUCUGACAACCUCAGCUCAGAAGAGUUCAACGCCAGCUCCUCCCUCAACUCCCUCCCGUCCAGCCCCACGGCUUCCCGGCGGAACUCGGCCAUAGCGCUGCGCACGGACUCGGAGAAGCGCUCGUUGGCCGAGAGCGGGCUGAGCUGGUACAGCGAGGCGGAGGAGAAGGGCCCGAAGAAGCUGGACUACGACAGCGGCAGCCUCAAGAUGGAGCACGGCGCCUCCAAGUGGCGGCGGGAGCGGGCCGAGAGCUGCGACGAGGCCCCUGCCAAGGGUGGGGAGCUGAAGAAGCCUGUCAGCCUGGGCCCGCCGGGGUCCCUGAAGAAGGGCAAGACACCCCCCGUGGCAGUGACCUCGCCCAUCACCCACACAGCCCAGAGCACCCUCAAAGUGGCAGGCAAACCUGAAGCUAAAGCUGACAAGAGCAAGCUGUCUGUGAAGAACGCAGGCCUGCAGCGCUCUUCCUCUGAUGCUGGCCGGGAUCGGAUCGGGGAUGCCAAGAAACCUCCCUCGGGGCUCGCCCGGCCCUCUACCUCCGGCUCCUUUGGCUACAAGAAGCCACCUCCCGCCACCGGCACGGCUACGGUGAUGCAGGCGGGCGGCUCAGCCACGCUCGGCAAGAUCCAGAAGAGCUCCGGCAUCCCUGUCAAGCCUGUCAGUGGGAGGAAAACCAGCCUGGAUGUCUCCAAUGGGGAGCCUGGCUUUUUGGCCCCCGGGGCUCGCUCCAACAUCCAGUACCGGAGCCUGCCGCGACCGGCCAAAUCCAGCUCCAUGAGCGUCACAGGUGGGCGUGGCGGGAACCGGCCUGUGAGCAGCAACAUCGACCCCAGCCUCCUAAGCACCAAGCAAGGGGGCAUCUCGGUGUCACGGCUCAAGGAGCCCUCCAAGAUCGGCACGAGCCGGAGCACGCCAGCCCCAGUGAACCAGACGGACCGCGAGAAGGAGAAAGCCAAAGCCAAGGCCGUGGCCCUGGACUCUGAGUGCAUCUCGCUGAAGAGCAUUGGCUCCCCCGAAAGCACCCCCAAGGCCCAAGCCAGCCACUCACCUGCUGCCAUGGCCGAGCUAUCCCCAACGCCGCUCAGGGCGCCCACCAAGAGCUACGUGAAGCCCCCUUCCCUGGCCAACUUGGACAAGGUCAACUCCAACAGCCUGGACCUGCCCUCCUCCAGUGACCUGCCCCAGCCCCACGCCAGCAAGCGGCAGGACCCUGCACCGGCAGCCGGGCACCUCACGCCCUGCUUUGCUCCCAGCCCGGCCCCCAUCCUCAACAUCAAUUCAGCCAGCUUCUCCAGGGCCUGGAGCUCAUGAGCGGCUUCAGUGGUCCCCAAGGAGGGCAGGAUGUACCCCAAGCUCUCGGGCCUGCACCGCAGCAUGGAGUCCCUGCAGAUGCCAAUCAGCCUGCCCAGUGCCUUUUCCGGAGGCAGCGCCACCACCCCUGCCCCUGCUGCCACCCCUCCCGUCAGCACAGAGGAGGAGACCAGCGAGCAGGGCUGGACUGGCAGCCCCAGAGCUGCACAUCUGGACAGGUCACACAACCGCGACCGGAACACACUGCCCAAGAAGGGCCUGAGGUACCAGCUCCAGUCCCAAGAGACCAAGGAGAGGCGCCACUCCCACACGAUCGGCGCUCCGGAAUCGGACGACCCAUCAGAGCUGCCCUCACCUCCCGCCCUCUCCGUGUCCUUGGCCGGGAAAAGCCCACUCACGAAUAUUGUGAGUCCCACCUCUGCAACCACUCCGCGGAUCACCCGUUCCAACAGCAUCCCCACCCACGACUCCGCCUUCGAGCUCUACAGCACCUCCCAGAUGGGCAGCACCCUCUCCCUGGCAGACAGACCCAAGGGCAUGAUCCGCUCGGGCUCCUUCCGGGACCCCGCGGAUGACGUUCACGGAUCAGUGCUGUCCCUGGCCUCCAGCGCCUCCUCCACCUACUCCUCAGCGGAGGAGAGGAUGCAAUCCGAGCAAAUCCGCAAGCUGCGCCGGGAGCUAGAGUCAUCCCAGGAGAAGGUGGCGACCCUGACAUCUCAGCUGUCAGCCAACGCUAACCUGGUGGCGGCCUUCGAGCAGAGCCUGGUGAACAUGACGUCUCGUCUGCGCCAGCUGGCAGAGACCGCGGAAGAGAAGGACACGGAGCUGCUGGACCUGCGGGAGACCAUCGACUUCUUGAAGAAGAAGAACUCGGAGGCCCAAGCCGUGAUCCAAGGAGCUCUGAACGGGACCGACAUCACACCCAAAGAGCUGCGCAUCAAGAGGCAGAACUCCUCCGACAGCAUCUCCAGCCUCAACAGCAUCACCAGCCACUCCAGCAUCGGCAGCGGCAAGGAUGCUGAUGCCAAGAAGAAGAAGAAGAAGAGCUGGCUCCGGAGCUCGUUCAACAAGGCCUUCAGCAUCAAGAAGGGCCCAAAGUCAGCCUCCUCCUACUCAGACAUCGAGGAAAUCGCCACCCCUGACUCCUCAGCCCGUCCUCCUCCCAAGCUGCAGCACGGCUCCACUGAGACCGCCUCGCCCUCCAUCAAGUCCUCCAACUCCUCCUCCGUGGGCAUCGAUGCCACUGAGCUCUUCCAGGCCAACGAGGAGGAGGAAGAGCCGGAGAAGAAGGAGGUGUCAGAACUGCGCUCAGAGCUGUGGGAGAAGGAGAUGAAACUGACUGACAUCCGGCUGGAGGCUCUGAACUCAGCCCACCAGCUGGACCAGCUCCGUGAGACCAUGCACAACAUGCAGCUGGAGGUGGAUCUCCUAAAGGCUGAGAACGACCGGCUCAAAGUGGUCCCAGGGCCUUCAUCAGUCCCAGGCUCCAUCCCCGGGCACCUCAGGAGCACGUCAGCCUCCUUCCCACGGCGCUCACUGGGCCUCGCUCUCGCUCAGUCCUUCAGCCCUGGCUUGGCAGACACAGACCUGUCACCAAUGGACGCCGUGGGGGCCCAGAAGGAUGAAGUGACUAGGAUUGUGGUGCGCAUGCCGCCCCAGCACAUCAUCAAAGGGGACUUGAAGCAGCAGGAAUUCUUCCUGGGCUGCAGCAAGGUGAGCGGGAAGGUGGAUUGGAAGACGCUGGAUGAAGCCGUUUGCCAGGUGUUCAAGGACUACGUCACCAAGAGCCCCGCCUCCACGCUGGGGCUGAGCACUGAGUCCGUGCAUGGUUACAGCAUCAGCCACGUGAAGAUCCUGGACAUGGAGCCCCCGGAGCUGCCCCCCUGCCGGAGGGGCGUGACCAGCAUCGUCGUGGUGCUCAAAGGCCUGAAGGAGAAGUGCGUGGACAGCCUGGUGUUCGAGACGCAUCCCAAGCCCAUGAUGCAGCACUACAUCAGCCUCCUGCUCAAGCACCGGCGCCUCAUCCUCUCGGGGCCCAGUGGCACGGGCAAGACCUACCUGACCAACCGGCUGGCCGAGUACCUGGUGGAGCGCUCAGGCAGGGAGGUCACCGAGGGCAUCGUCAACACCUUCAACAUGCAACAGUCGUCGUGCAAGGACCUACAGCUGUACCUCUCCAACCUGGCCAAUCAGAUCGACCGGGAGACGGGCAGGGACGUGCCAUUGGUCAUCCUCCUUGAUGACCUCAGCGAGGCUGGCUCCAUCAGCGAGCUUGUCAAUGGAGCACUCACCUGCAAAUACCACAAAUGCCCCUACAUCAUUGGGACGACCAACCAGCCCGUGAAGAUGACCCCAAACCAUGGCCUGCAUCUCAGCUUCAGGAUGCUGACGUUCUCCAACAACGUGGAGCCAGCCAAUGGCUUCUUGGUCCGUUACCUGCGCCGGAAGCUGCUUGAGUCGGACAGCGACAUCAAUGCCAACAGGAUGGAGCUGCUGCGGGUGCUGGAUUGGGUGCCCAAGCUCUGGUACCACCUGCACACCUUGGAGAAGCACAGCACCUCAGACUUCCUCAUUGGCCCCUGCUUCUUCCUGUCCUGUCCCAUCGGGAUUGAGGAUUUCCGGACCUGGUUCAUCGACCUGUGGAAUAACUCCAUCAUCCCCUACCUGCAGGAGGGGGCAAAGGAUGGGAUCAAGGUCCAUGGCCAGAAAGCAGCCUGGGAAGACCCCGUGGAGUGGGUCCGGGACACCCUGCCCUGGCCAUCAGCACAGCAGGACCAGUCGAAGCUGUACCACCUGCCCCCACCCAGCGUGGGACCCCACACCAUAGCCUCCCCCCCAGAGGAACGGACUGUCAAAGAUACCACGCCCAGCUCCUUGGACUCCGACCCCCUGAUGGCCAUGUUGCUGAAGCUCCAGGAAGCAGCCAACUACAUCGAAUCCCCGGACCGAGAGUCCCUGGUGGAUCCCAAUCUGCAGCCGACGCCGUGAGGCCUUACCGCACCGGGGAGGGGAGCUCGCCGUCCUUGGCCGCCAGCUGGUUUUGCUUUUCAUUUGGUCUCCUGGGAGUGUGCGGCUGGGGCUGGAAAGCGGCGGGGACGUGAAGCUCUGGCACAUCCCCUUUGGGCAUGGGGGCAGCGGGGCUCGGCCCCCAAGAGAGCGCAAGGCACCUGCCUCCCAGUCUGACUCUGGUUGUAGGAGAAUCCUGGUUUCUCUUCUUGGUUUUUCUGUCUCUGUCGCAAACUCCUCGGGAUUGGGGGCCGAAUGCAGCCAACACAGACUCCCCGGCACCAACAGGCAGGCACCCGCAUGGGGCGGGGACCCUGCGGGACCCCUCUCAGGGUGUGGCGGGGGGGGCAGGGAGGAGCAUGCAGCCCCAGAGCAAGAGGAUUUUUUUAUUUUAAUGAAAUAAUCUACGGGGCAAAGAGAAGAACAAAUUCCUGAUGAACCUGUCUGAGUCGCGCUGUCAGAGACCCACUGGCUUCCGCUGUCUCCCGUGCCAAUCACCCUACAAACUCCAGUGCAAGCGAAGGCCUGGGAGGAGGCGGACACUCAGCUCUGUCUUUGUACGUCACUUAUUUAAUCUGCAUGACCGUCAUUUAAACCAGGACUUCCCAACAAACCCUGUUUUGGUUAGAUUAUUUCCCCCCGCCCCCACCUACCCAUUUGAUUUGGACAGAGUUCAGCUCUUCCUUUGUUCCUCUGGUUCUGAUUAGUUCCUCCCCAUUGCUGCGGCCCGAGGAGGGUCAGGCAGCCUCACAUUGAGUCGAUUCCUUUUUUCCAUUUCCGUUGGACUCGUUUAUUUUUGUAGCUGUUGUUUUUGUCUCCCCCCACCCCCAGUCACCUCGGUGAUGAAAUUGGUGCUGACUGGAUGCUCUCCAGUAACUGAUUUCCCCCCUCACAGCUCCUGUCAGACUCAACGUGGCUUCAGUUGGCAGCACGAUGCUCACAAAGAAGCACAACUGGCUGGGGGGGGUUUCCCUCCCCACCCCCCACUUUGUGACACUCAUCUUCCAUAAGCACAAGAUGCCCGUAGCCGGGGGCCAGGCCCUGACAGUGGGAGCUGAGAGACAGUGCUGCUGCGGCCCCUGGUGGCUGAAGUCCGAGGGAGUAGCCAGAGAUGGUGACAAUCUCCCACCAAGCCAGGAGAGCUGGUAGCGUCCGUCCCCCAUGAGCGUCCCGGCUGGCUAGGGUAGAGAGUGACAGGACAUUGAGACGAGGGUGCUGACAGAGAAUGCCCUGCCUGUGACCAUCUCCACACAUGGUUAGUGCAUGCAGAGCUCUUGCUCCAUGUCCAGCAUAGAGAUCUCAGUAGCUGUUAGGUGGCAUCUAGACAAAGGGUGGGCAGCAUAUGAGCCUCCCUCCUCCAUGCACAGCAGCAAGGGAACCAGGGAAUGAGCCCCUUCCACCUCCCCAGUCAGCGCCCUUGGAGAGCCCUUCCUCGUUUCCCUCCGGCCCCAGGCUGGGAGCGUUGGCGUAGGUCCAUUCAUGCGGUGGGUUCAGUACCGCUGGUGUGCAUUACAUUGCAGGGGUGUCUUGUCUCAAGAGUUCCAAGUUUGAUUUGGAUGGCACCAUCCCACAUCUGUCAUUGAUAGCUUUCUGGACAUCAGAAGGCCAUGAAAUAGCCUGAGAUAACAGCCUAGACAUUCAGGCCAGAGGGAACCAUUCUCAUCUCUGCUCAGCACCUGCAUAGCACAGGCUAGAGGACUCUCCCUGUCCCACUCCCCAUUCUUGCAUCUAGCCCACAGCUUGAGUGUGAUGGCUUAGAAAGAGACACCCAGUCUUGAUUUAAAGGCUCUAAGUUGUGGAGAAUGUACCCUGGCCCUCGGUGACCAUAGGACUUGGUGAUGUGCAGACACGUUCUCUAGGCAACUACUCCCCCAGGGCCAUUCAUAUAUUCAGCCCAGGAGGCCAGUAACUUGUGGCCCGAGAGAAUCUCAGCCCAGGGUGUGCUGUUUCCUAGCAAUCGAGACAGACUAGCACUCGGGUUGAGUCUCUGGCAAGCGGCCUGUGGUCUUGCUUGAAAUCAGCCUGAGUUGCUCAAGCUGAGCUGUGGGUGGAGGCACGUCCCUUCCCCGGAGCAGGAAGCUGCCAAGGGAUCUCCCUUGCCAGGACCACACAGGAGCAGAAGCCCCUGUCUGGGAAGCUGCCCUGCCUCGUGCUGCGGACUGAAUCUGUGCUGCUGUCUGCAAGCUGUGAAGAGCCAGGCAAGACCUGCAAAGAAAUAUGCAACUGUACAGCCAAAGAGGUGGCUGUGGAAUGGGGGACGAACCCAUGGUGCUGCAAUGCUGCCUAUUACCUCUGCCAACGGGGCAGCCUGGAGCGUAUGAGGCAAGGGCACGUAUUGACCAAAUCAUUGGGUACGUGGACUCCAACCCAUGAGCACCAAACAAAGUCAAUAUGAGAAACCAGGGGGGGGCAUGUUUAACCCCGUCUCUGCUGGUGCCUGCGGUGCUCCUGUCCUGCAUAAUAUUCCACUGAUGUGCGUUCAGGGACCGCCAAGGCCCGCAUCUCCAGCGAGCAGGGAGGAAAGCCGAACUGGAAAUGCAGUCCUGGCCCCACCACACUCCUGCUGUGGAAGCUGGGCUCCAACUAGCACCGACCCAGCUCCCCAUGGGCUGGGAUAGGUCGAUCCGUGUCCGGCUCCAUGACUUGGAGGGGUGCCUGCUGCUAACAGAGAUGCAUCCCUGGCCUCUGCCCACUGUGCUCGGGUUUGACGUCACUGCCGUCCAUGAGCUGGGUCUCAUGAGCGUCUGUAAGCAGGCAGUUCUCGACCAGGUCUCUCAGCCUCCAAGGGCCUGUUGGAGCCAAGGACCCUGCUUAUGCUUCCGGGGAUCCAGAGAACCUCACCCAGGGAUUCCUGCUGCCAACCAAAGCUCAUGGUUGGAUUCAAGUGGAUCAUGUAGAGAGAGACUCAGUCAUGAUUUCAAGGCUCCACAUGAUGGAGAAUCCACCCCGUCCCUACGUGACCGUGGAUAUAACUUACAAAUACGUCCUCUAGGCAAACUCCUGGUCCUAUCGCACCUGGUGCCAUCCACAGCCAGAGCUGCUGCGCCAGCCUUGUCUCUGAGAGAUCUGAUCCCAUGGGCCAGCCCUGCCCAGGUGCCUACGCUGUCCCAUGCAGCUUGCCGCCUGCUGGGGAGGUGGCUAUAGGCACACGUGUGUGAACAACGCACGAGUGGGGAGAGAGCAAUAGCUCCAAUCUUGGCUCUCCCUAUCCUGCAGCCUGUUGCGUUGAGUUCACCCUGGUGGCGAUGGAGGGCGGAGGUGGGAGUAGCGGAACCAGUGCCCAUGCUGGUGGUUACUGGAGCUGUGGAUGGUCAAAUGCAGAAGCACUGGCAUCUUGGUGGGAGGGCAGGGCAGUGGGCUUGAUGAGCAGCCCGCAGCGGGGAGCAAGGGUGAACUUCGCUGCUAGUGCGUGGGGCGUCUCUGGCAGGAGGCAGAUGCUGCUGUCUUUCUGCUUGCUUUGCUAGAGACGACACAAAGAAACACCGUCCUGCCUUUCUCAGUCGUGUGCUAUCUUGGGGUGCAGGGCUUGGGGGUUUGGCACAUGGCGCCUCUGGGUAUGACCGAGGCCUGUGCACAGAAUCUCUCUCUGUAUGACUCUCCGGGGGCUUAAAACCACCCAAGAGGCCUUUUACUGUAAGGAAAAUCUGGCCUGGUGCAUUUCCACGCUCUUCCCACC
Gopherus evgoodei (Goodes thornscrub tortoise) is the source of this 10571-nucleotide messenger RNA. RefSeq names its product neuron navigator 1 (gene NAV1). Gene Ontology annotation, biological process: nervous system development; neuron migration; neurogenesis. The record is from RefSeq and is a predicted model, not a curated record. Gene Ontology annotation, cellular component: microtubule cytoskeleton; axon initial segment. NCBI's taxonomy places the organism in Eukaryota, Metazoa, Chordata, Testudines, Testudinidae. Gene Ontology annotation, molecular function: ATP hydrolysis activity.